AUGCUCAAGCAUCUCUGGUUUGCUGGCGCAGAGCCGCCUUGGACCGACUUCCACAUCGCCAACGAAACGCGCCUCCUGCCUCGAAAUGAAGACGACUCGCCAAUCAAAUGGGCAGACUGGAAGGCCUUGGCCAGGGAACUCCUCCAAGUGCACGAACGCGACCCAGAUGUGGUCCACCCACGCUUUCUGCGCGCCGAGCUUCGCCUCUCCCGCAUCAACACCAUCCAUCGCUUCACCCGCCUCCCUCCCUUCCACCCCUACGUCCGCGACUGGCACAGCUAUAGCAGCCUCUUUCACGAUAAUCUUGCGUGGAUGGCCACUGCCGCUGUCUUCCUGGCCCUGGUGCUGACCGCGAUGCAGGUCGGCCUCGCCACGGAGCGACUCCAACAAGACACCACCUUCCAGCAGGCGUCGUACGGCUUCACCGUAUUCGCUAUUCUAGGGCCUAUAUGCGCGUUCGGCCUAGUGGCGCUGGGUACGCUGUUCAACCUCGUCAAUGACCUACUGCUGCUCAUCGGAAGACGGCGCAACCGCGCAGUGCAUGAAACCUCGGGUGAAGUUAGUCACUCCUCUACAAUUGGCCCCGAAGUAAUCCUCUUCCGUUCUUCCUGCCUAAAUAAGCCUCUUGUUAUACUUCGGGCGGGGCUGAACACAAGUGCCGAAGCGUAUACCUGA
Molecule: messenger RNA, 675 nt
Organism: Podospora pseudocomata
Lineage: Eukaryota; Fungi; Ascomycota; Sordariomycetes; Sordariales; Podosporaceae
Exons: 2
Coding region: 1-675 (224 amino acids)
Source: RefSeq, a predicted model, not a curated record